Exophiala bonariae is the source of this 1848-nucleotide messenger RNA. RefSeq lists its product as uncharacterized. The coding region runs from base 1 to 1848 and encodes 615 amino acids. The record is from RefSeq and is a predicted model, not a curated record. Gene Ontology annotation, biological process: maturation of SSU-rRNA from tricistronic rRNA transcript (SSU-rRNA, 5.8S rRNA, LSU-rRNA). The transcript has a single exon. NCBI's taxonomy places the organism in Eukaryota, Fungi, Ascomycota, Eurotiomycetes, Chaetothyriales, Herpotrichiellaceae. Gene Ontology annotation, cellular component: nucleolus; small-subunit processome.
AUGGCGAAAAAGAGAAAAGCCAGUGGAACAGGCGGUCGCAAUGCCGGUGCCCGCCAAAACCCAACUACCCACCCAGAAGACCAUUUCAACGACUCCGAAGACGAAUUCUUCACUGGUCGUGACAAGAUCCUGCUCGAUGAGGAACCCACCGCUAAGCGACGCCGCAGACUCCAAGAACAGGAGGCUGAGUUGCAACCCUCCGACGAGGAGGUGUUUCAAGACGCUGCAUCGGACAAUGAGUCAAUCGACGACCAACAGAGUGACCUUGAGAAUGCGGAAGGUGCUGGGCCAGAUGCAGAGGACGGCGAGCAAGACGAUGGCUACUGGGGCACGUCAAGAGGAGACUAUUACAAUGCGGAUGUCAUCGAGACCGAAGCCGAUGCUCUUGAAGAGGAGGCUGAGGCUAAAAGACUGCAGCAGAAACAGUUGCAGGCUAUGACCGACGCGGACUUUGGUUUUGAUGAGGCCACCUGGGCGGAUGAUGCUAAGGACACAACCAAGACACAGAGACCGGCCGUGGAGAAACUGCCCGAUUUCACUGUUCCGGAGGAUGCAACGACAGAGGAGCGUAGGCAGAUCCUGCGGACGCGAUACCCAGAAUUCGAGUUCUUGGCCAAUGAACUCGUGGAGCUGCAAAGUAUCUGCACUGUUCUUGAAAAGGACCGCGAUCUUGUCACCGAUAGUGACACCGACACCAGCGUUGUCUACGCAAAGAUCACCGCUAUAAUGCUUUAUAUGGGAGCCAUCAUGUCAUACAUGGCUAUAAUGACCUCGCCCUCUAAAUCAGGUAUGGCCAUGAAUCCGGCGGAACUACACGAGCACCCUGUCAUGAAAUACGUGUUGAAAGGCCGCGAGCUGUGGAAUGCGGUCAAGAACCUCGAAGUCGGUCACGAUGAUGAAUCUGAGUCACAGGACGAAGCAGCACAAUCCAUAUCUGACUCUCAACCUGAAUAUGGCUAUGGAUCUGAUUUGGAAUCAGCUGUUGUAGAGAAGAUGUCCGGUUCUAGACGUGAACCUUCAAAUCCUAUCUCGAAAAAGCCUGCAACCAAGAAGAGGGCACAACCAUCCGCAUCAUCGAGUCCCGAACCCAACACAUCUCACCACACAACCACCAAAACCAAGAACUCUCGAAAGAAGAAACGCAACGAUCUACAAACUCUACUCGACGCCUCACUGCAGCAGGCUGUUGAGGAAUCGGAUUUCGGAGACGAGGCGCCAUUGACACAAGCCGAGGCAGAGGAGAAGGCCAGAAAGAAGAGGAGUCUUCGGUUCUACACUUCCCAGAUCGCACAGAAGGCCAAUAAACGCGGUGCGGCAUCUCGCCACGCAGGAGGGGAUGACGACAUUCCACACAAAGAACGCAUUCGAGACAGGCAAGACCGUUUGAUGCGGGAGGCCGAGCAGCGCGGAAAAUCAGGCGCUCACGAUCUCGAGGCACUCGACACCGACGACGAGGAUAUGAACGUAGUUCGCCAGAACCAUGAGGAGUCGAACGACUAUUAUGCCUCGCUCAUAACAAGCUCGAAACAAAAGAAGGCAGACAAGAAAAUGAAAGCCGAUGCCUACGCCGAGGCUGCCAGACUCGGGGCACAGGUGUACGAAGAAGAGCAAGUCGGAGCCGAUGGCAAACGCAAGAUCACCUAUGCGAUUGAGAAGAACAAGGGUCUGGCGCCGAAGAGGAAAAAGGAUGUCCGCAAUCCAAGAGUCAAGAAGCGGAAGAAGUACGAUGAGAAAAUGAAGAAGUUGAGCUCCAUCCGACAGGUCUAUAAGGGUGGUGAGGGGAGAGGUGGCUAUGGUGGUGAGGCUACGGGCAUCAAGACUAAUUUGGUCAAGAGUACUAAGCUGUAG